AACAAACUGAAUCAGUGCCUGUCCAGCUAACAACAAAUACGCGCUGUAAAUGCGUGCCAGUUACGCUUGUGUUAUCACGUCACACACGUCGCGGUAAAAUCUAGAAAAGCGCCUCCUUGUUGACUACAAUCACGAGGAAAUGAGAAUAGGUUCAUUAUCGAACGUAACAGCCGUGUAGAUUGAAAUUAAGUUAUCUGGACGAUCUACAGUGUGUCAGGCAUUGAUAAAGAAACCGUAAUUUGAUUUAAAACCUGUUUCAGUAAAAUGACAUUCAUCAAAUUACUUAUAUCCGUGCAGUUCGUAUAUUGAUUAACAAAAAUUUUAUCGGUAGUGCAUUUGUUAAUUGAAUUUAAUAUUGUUUAAAAGAAGAUUAAUUUUGAUCUAGAAAAUGUCCAAUUCAAGAAGUUUUACUCGCAACAGAAUUUAUAAUAACAUACUAGAAACUAUCGGUGAUACACCGCUUGUUAGACUCAAUCGAAUUCCAAAAGACUAUGGCUUGGAAUGUGAAAUGUUUGCAAAAUGUGAAUUCGUGAAUCCCGGUGGUUCGAUUAAAGAUCGUAUUUCAUAUACAAUGGUACUGGAAGCACAAAAAUCAGGAAUUGCGAAAUCGGGCACAAGAUUCAUUGAACCGACAUCAGGAAAUACUGGUAUAGGUGUUGCUUUAGCUACGGCUGUCUGUGGAUUCGGAUGCACCAUAGUAACUCCAGACAAGAAUUCAGAUGAAAAAAUGAGCACGAUAAGUUUACUAGGAGCGGAAGUUGUUCAGACUCCAGCCAUGGCACCUUGGGAGAGCUCUGAGCAUUUCUUGUCAGUAGCUAAAAGAAGACUACUCGAAGAUCCGAACGCUAUAUCUUGCGAUCAGUACAAGAACGAUGUUAAUCCUAGAACUCAUUACGAAUACACUGCUGAAGAAAUAUUAGCCUUGGUUCCUGAUGUGGAUAUGAUCGUGAUGGGUUCAGGGACCGGUGGAACGGUGACAGGUGUCGCACAAAAAGUGAAAGAGAAAUGCCCAAAAUGCAUAAUUGUGACGGUUGAUCCUCAGGGCUCUCUCAUAUUUGGUGAAGGGCCUGCCGAUCUCUACUUCGUUGAAGGAAUCGGAGGAGAUUUCGUUCCAGAUGUGCUGGAUAAAAGCGUGAUCGAUAAAGUUGAAAAACCAAAUGAUUAUGACGCGUUUAAUAUGUCCAGGGAAAUAAUUAAAAAGGAAGGAUUAUUAUGUGGCGGUAGUAGCGGAGCGGCCAUGAUUUCUGCUAUAAGGGCUGCAAAAAAACUCAACUUUGGAGCUGGGAAACGUGUGGUUGUCAUUCUGCCUGACGGUAUUCGGAAUUAUAUGACUAAAUUUGUAUGCGACCAAUGGAUGGAAGCGCACCUCUUCAAAGAGCCACCAGAACGUGAAUUUUUGUGGUGGAACAGAUGUAUAUCAAACUUGACCUUAAAUAGAACAGUGCCUCGAUUACUAGAAAACAAUACAUGUAUAGAGGCACUGGCCGCAAUGGGAUCUGAAAAUAAUGUUGCUUUAGUGGUAAACGACGAAGGGUUCUUUAAAGGCGUACUUACAAAGGAUAGUUUGAGAUCCGAAGCCACAAAUCCAAAGAAAGCGGGCCGUAUCGAUUUUAAUGAGCCCGUGAAUCGACACCUUAUCAAGACGUAUUAUAAAAUAGUGGAAAACCGAGGAAACCCAACUGUGGGGUUAGCUUCGAGAAUAUUAGACAUUGCUCCGUUUGUUAUAAUCGUUGAAGCCUAUUAUGAAAACAGUAAUAAAAAACAGUUUAAAGUACAAGCAAUAAAAACGAUAAACAGCAACAUGUCGAACCAUGUGGAUGCUAAAAAUGGCACAUCGAACUCUGCGAGAAAAUUCUUUACACUAAAGGACAUGCCUCACAUUGUAAGGGCACUGGAUCGAAAUCAGAAAGUACAUUCAGAUAUUUUGAAUGUAAUCGGAAACACACCACUGGUGAAGCUAUCCAAAUUACCUAAAGAUGAAGGAUUGAAAUGUGAAAUGUAUGCAAAAUGCGAGUUCCUCAACCCUGGAGGAUCCGUCAAAGACCGCAUAGCUUACCGCAUGUUUCUGGAUGCAGAACAGAAGGGUAUUUUGAAGCCUGGCAAGUCAGUCAUAGUAGAACCCACAUCUGGUAACACAGGAAUCGGACUGGCACUUGCCGCUGCUGUCAGAGGGUACAGGUGCAUUAUAGUGUUGCCUGAGAAAAUGUCAGAUGAAAAAGUAAACACACUUGUCGCAUUGGGUGCUGAAAUAAUCCGCACGCCAACUGAAGCUGCCUGGGACUCACCAGAGAGCAACAUCAUGGUUGCGCAUCGACUCGCUAAAGAGAUACCGGACGCCAUUAUUCUCGAUCAAUACAACAACCCGUGCAAUCCAUUGGCUCAUUACGACGGCACCGCGGAGGAGAUCCUUUGGGCGCUGGACGACGCCGUGGACAUGGUGGUGAUCGGCGCCGGAACCAGCGGCACCAUCUCCGGCGUCGGGCACAAGAUCAAAGAGCGCUGUCCCGACUGCGUCAUUGUUGGGGUCGACCCUUACGGAUCCAUACUCGCCGAGCCUGAAGUAUUGAAUAAAUCUGACGUACAAGUUUAUGAGGUUGAAGGUAUUGGUUACGAUUUCUUGCCGGGCACACUCGACAGAACCGUCGUCGACAAAUGGGUGAAAAGUGAUGACAAAAACUCUUUGGACAUUGCUCGCAGACUCAUCAAAGAUGAAGGGCUUCUAUGCGGUGGCAGCAGCGGCGCGGCGAUGUGGGGCGCCAUACAAGCCGCCAAAUCCCUUAAAGAAGGACAGAAGUGUGUGGUGCUAUUACCGGACAGCAUUCGAAACUAUAUGACCAAAUUCAUAUCAGAUCAAUGGAUGGAAGCCCGUAACUUCAAACCUUUGAUUAAAAACGAUAAAUUAUUAUGGUGGGAUAAACAUUUAACGCAAGAUAUGGUUCGAUCAACAAAAAGUAUAUCGCAUUAUAGCACGACUGCGUAUGCAAUUGCAGCACUGAAAGGAAAUCCUACACCACUACUAAAUGUCACAGAUGAUAAUGGGUCAUUAGUUGGUCUAUUAACUGCUGACAAUGUACGCAAGAAGUUAUCAAAUAUGCUUGCCAAAACAUCAGAUCCGUUGGACAAAUUCUUAGUGAAAAAGUAUUACAAGGUAGACUUAUCGAACAAACCCAGCUUAGGGCUUGUAUCUCGAAUGCUCGACAUCUCCCCCUACGUUGUAGUCGUCAGAUCAGUUUCCUCUGCUGUCCUACCUGUUGGAAUAAUCACAUCUGAAGAUUUACUCUCAGGUAUUCAUUAGAUACCAAACAAGUAAAUGGAAAUUCUUAGUUUGUAAGAAAUGUUAUAUUUUGUUUAAAUGGUGUAGUCUCAAAAUGAAUUGUUUUUUUUUUCAA
Messenger RNA from Bombyx mandarina (wild silkworm), 3389 nucleotides. RefSeq names its product cystathionine beta-synthase-like. Gene Ontology annotation, molecular function: cystathionine beta-synthase activity. The record is from RefSeq and is a predicted model, not a curated record. Lineage: Eukaryota; Metazoa; Arthropoda; Insecta; Lepidoptera; Bombycidae. Gene Ontology annotation, cellular component: cytoplasm.